Messenger RNA from Macrosiphum euphorbiae (potato aphid), 3273 nucleotides. The record is from the annotation of a GenBank genome assembly. Lineage: Eukaryota; Metazoa; Arthropoda; Insecta; Hemiptera; Aphididae.
AUGCCUAAACAACCAAGCAUAUGUCAAACUAAUCUCGUUGAAACUAUUUUAAACCGGAAAAAAGAUAUCUUCAAUACUUCUACUCAAAGCAUAUGGGGCCCUUCACACGAUUGUUGGAAAGAUAUCUCAAAUGACUUAAAUAAUAUUGUUUCUUCAAAAUAUAUCUAUACUGUUGUAAAACAAAAUCGAUUUGAUAUUUUAAAACAACUAAAUUUUUCUGAAAAUAUUUCCGAAAUUGAAAAUAAAACCGAGACAAUUAUAAGUAGUUCAUCUGAUACUGAUGAAAAUGAACCACAAACUUUAGAGUUCACUAUAACAUUAUCAGCCCAAGAAUGGAAGCUUGUAUAUGAUUCCGAAAGAAGGAUUUAUAAAAGAAAUGAUAGAAAUAAUGGGGUUCGAGAGUACGAUGUUUUGAUUCCUUUUCAGUGGACAAAUAUUAUAAAUGACCAUUUUUUUGAACAAACUAAAAAACCUUGUAAGAUGGUGUAUAAGUAUGCAAAAAUAUACGCAAUGGGAAAUAUUUAUCUACAAAUGUCUGGUAAUUGUGCUGCUUGCCAAAGUAUCUUCAAAGGUUUAAUACAAAAUCCUCCUGAACCAGAUUCACGUGUCAUAAUACAAUGUUCUUACGUUGGAUUAUUUGAGUAUUGCACAAGUGGUUUAAAAAGGCGUAUUAUUGGUGAAAAAAAAGAUGAAUUUUCUAACAAAUUAAUUCAACAGAACAUGUCAGCUUCUUACAUUCAAAAAAUGGAGUCCAAAAAAAUCAUGACCUAUGGUGAUCCAGAACCCAGCAGUUUACCUUCACUUAAUGCUCUUAGAGUGUUAAAAUAUAAAAGGCGUCAAAAAGAUAAAUUGCAUCAGGAUUCGAUAUUGGCCUUGGCUCUACUUAAAAGGAUCGCGCCUUUCAAUCAAAUAAUUCAGGAUAUUGGUUAUGAUCGAUUUUUCCUGCAUUACUGGACUACGACCGAAAUUAACACUUAUAGAUUAUAUACUAAGCAAAAUAAGUUACCAAGAGUUUCGAUUGACGCGACGGGGGGACUUACGAAAAAGUUAAAUAUGAUAUCUGGUAGAGAAUCAUCGUCAAUUUUUCUGUAUGAAAUAGGUGUAAUGGACUUUAAAAGCAAAUGCCAGUUUACUGCAGCACACAUGUUAUCCGAACGGCACGACAGUAACUCUAUCAGUUAUUGGCUUACUGAGUGGUCAAGAGCUAAUAUAGUUUUAUCAAAAAUAGUAGUCACAGACCAAUCUUUAGCUCUUAUGAUGGCAGUAGUAAAAUCAUUUACUCAAUAUUCUUCUUUAUCAAAAUAUUUAGCCGUGUGUUCGUCAUUGAUAUUAAAAGAAUCGUCUGAAUUACCUGCAUGUAUGCUUCGGAAUGAUUUUAACCACGUGAUGCAUGUCAUAAGUAGUUGGCCUGAAAUCAAGUCUUGUAAAUAUCGAAUAAAAAAUUUUUACCUAAGAUCGAUUGGCUUGUUGAUCGCAAGCACAGAUUUUGAUGAUAUAAAAUAUAUAUUACGUAAUAUAUUUAUAAUAGCUUUAAGUGAAGAACAAGGAUUAAAUCCUAAUGGACUACCUAACCCAUGUCAAAACGCCAAAAACUAUUUAAAACAGAGGAUAAGUACACAUAUUAUAUUAGAUAUUAAUGAAAACCCGUUACAGACUGAUAACAAUGAAGAAAUAAUAAAUGAGUGCACUGAUUCUACUGUUAUAGUACCAACGGAUUUAACUCAAAAUAACAUAUUUGAAGAAUUACAGUCCGUUUAUAAUACUUGUCUCGACAUGUGUAACAACACAUCAAGCCAAGGGGAUGAUUUAAAUGCAUUUCAUAACGAGAGCCUCCCGAAAAGAAUUUUAGAUUUCUGCAAACUGUUGCCUUGUUGGUCAGCAGUCAUGACACCCAUUUUUAAAUACGGUGAUAUUACCGAAUCAAGUUCAACUUCGGAAAGCCUAUUCAAUGAUUUGAAAAAUAGAGUAUUUCAACACAAAACAUUGCCACUUAGAGUUGAUGAAUUUGUUCAUGAUCAUAUAAGUUAUAUCACGGGAUCAAUGAAUAUAAUAGGAGCUAAACUCAAAGUAAACGACCAAAAUAUAGGAAAAGAGGUAGAUGACGAAAUAUCAAACGUCCCAACCAUUGAAACAAAAUCUUUUGACAAUGACAUGAAUAAACCUCAUUUAAUUGAAGAUAAUAACACUCCUAUUAUAAAAGAAUGUUUCGAGCCCAUCAACCAAGAGUUUGAAAAUGAGAUUACUUCAAUUGCUCUUAUUACAGACAACGUUAACGAGGUUGAGAAUUGGAAAGGUCUAGGUGAACCAAAAAAAAAAAAAAAACGAGGAAAUUAUUUGGACAAAGAUCCAACUGUAUUGCAUUACAAUGAGGAAAGCAACACCAAAUCACCAAUAGUUGGAAUUUUAAGAAAUGGGAGUAUACCUGAUUUGAGAAGUAUUACAGUUGAUAGUUUGACAUACACACUUACCAACACUUGUGCUUUCGACUCAAUAUUUCAAAUAUUAUGUUGUUCGUUUGUUGAUAGCAUUAAGUAUUCUGAACUUGUUACAUCAAAUAAAUCUUUGAAACUGUAUGAGCUUGUUGCUCAUUCUAUAAGGGAUGGGGUGAACGUACAAUCGUAUAAAAAAAGAGCAAUUAUUCUAACCGACAUUUUUUUGAAAAAUAUACGAGAAAAACAACCACAGCGACCAUCAGUAGGUCUUAUUCAUCUUGAUUGUGCGUCUACUGCUAACUUCAUGUUUCAAAGUUUAUUUAUUGAUUUCCCAUCCUUUAAAGAAUAUCGUUCUUGUGAAAAUUGUGGUUUUAAAAAGGAAAUUGUAGAAAAAACGAUUGUGGCAAAUCUACCAACAGAUAACCUGACUUUUAUCCAAGAUAUAAUUUAUAAUAGAUUUUCGGAUGAUCUACAUAAAUGUGAGUUUUGCAAUUUUUUUUCAUCAAAAAGCGACUACACAAUUGAAAAUCAUUUAUUUAUUGAAAUAAUUGCACCUUCUUCUGAUCACCAAAGAAGUGUUCAAAACUUUGAUUUAUCAAUAAUAUUAUCGACAAUACCUCAAAAGAUUGAUAUAUUAAAAAAAACAUAUACACUGCGUGGAGCUGUGAGUUUUCAAGCUCCGAUGUCUAAGCUCAAAAAUGCUGUAGGACACUAUAUUGGUUAUUGUUGGAGGGAAUCAAUUGACAAGUGGGAAAGAUACGAUGACUUACAACGAUCAGUCAAAACAGUUAGAUCAUCAUCCAUUGCGAAAGACUGUCAAUUUUUAAUUUAUACAUUAUAA